Molecule: messenger RNA, 1950 nt
Organism: Peniophora sp. CBMAI 1063
Lineage: Eukaryota; Fungi; Basidiomycota; Agaricomycetes; Russulales; Peniophoraceae
Source: the annotation of a GenBank genome assembly
AUGAUCUUCCGGAAGAUACCUUCGUAUGACUUUGAACGAGCAGAGGAGGGCGGUCUCCAUACGGCGGGUAGCAAAUCUCGCUCGAGUCUGACUCUCUCUUCUCCGGCGAGAGCGACUCCCACUGGAUCGCUGAGAACGCAUGCUCUCAUGUUCGGAACCUACUUCGUCGCAGCGGCGAUUGCUGUUGCCCAUCACUUCUUCCUAUACAACCUCAAUGGCAGGGACGUUGAGGAGUAUCCCCUAUCUCAGACCUGGGUUCGGGACGUUGGAAACGCUCUGGCAGGGCUUGCCCAGCUCCUGCUUCAGACAUCGGUCACCAUCGCCUUGACGCAGAGUAUAUGGCGAUACGUUCGUCGGCAUGAUGUGACCUUGAACAACCUCGAUGUUCUAUUCUCCCUCCCGUCUCUGACGACAUUGCCGUCGAGUCUUUUUAAGAGCAGCGUGCUUUAUGCUCUUUUCCUCGCGGGAGUCAUACAAACACUCUCCCUCAUCACUAUCUUCGCGCCCAAUGCUUUAUCAGUCGCUCCUGCCAGCCCGGCCAACUCUACCUUGCUCGUACCCGUCCCAUCGCUUGAUCGCUUGAGUUCUAAAACGACAUCGGAGUUUUUUGAGGAUUCCAUCCCUGGCCCCGGUGGGUCCGCAGACAACAUGAAGAUCGCGUACUUUUACAACAGCCCAUCUCCACUCUUCCAGAAUCUCGCUCGACUCGUUCUAAACAGUAACUCCAUCUUACCAUGGUCAGCCCCCCCGCGCUGUGGAGGGACAUGCAAUUAUGACGUUCAAUACUGGGGACCUGCCUUAAAAUGCGUGGAUAUUCCGCAGUCUUCCAUUGGUUUACUGCCUUGGAAUUCUACGGGCUUGGAAGAUGUUGGGCAAGGCGGGAUAUUUUAUCCUAAUUAUACUGAUGUCUCUGAUCCGUCCUACUUCUUGGGGCCGACGUACGUCUACAAUGCGACAACAGCCGUGGAUAUCUGGAGUGAGUUCACAUCGCUGAUUACGCCCCAGUCAACGUCUUGGAGGGUAUCAGAUAAACAGCCAUUUUCCUUCGACAUCGUUUAUGCUGCGAAUCACUUCAAUUCCUCAGGCUUCUGGGACAUGGCCAACCUUGUUGGUCACUCUUGUGCAUUCUUCAAUGCAACUUACGCAGCGUCCGUCAAUUACACGGAUGGCGGUCAAGCUACCUCAGCCCGUAUCGUGGACUACGGUGAGCCGCUGAGAGCGGAAUUCGAUAUGCUAUUUUCGGUGCCGUACUCUUAUAUCAAUGGCACGGAUCUCGCACCUCUUCCCACCUACUCUGCGACGAGUCUGGUCGGCGCUUUAACCCUAUAUCUCCUUGGGAACAUCUCUCUUAAACUAGACACGAAUCUUGUAUCGCCGAUGUACACAAGCGUGAUGAACUCCAUAUUUGUCGACAACACGGGCAAUUCCCCUUCCGAUAUAUCAACGUCCUCCCUUUCCCUCGCUUCGCCGUUCUACCGCAACCUAGGCCGGCUACUUGAAGAUGCGUGUACAAACUUGACGGCAUCCUUGAUGUCGAACACGGCCAAUCUCGGUCAGUACACGCAGGUCCAAGCGACCGUCACGCCAGACUUCAACGUGUACAAGUACCAGGCAUCGCGCCUAUGGCUGGUAUACGGCAUCGGCCUAGGCGUCUCCCUCCUGGCCGACGUGUACGGCUUGAGAUGCAUCGCUCAGAACGGCGGAGCGAUGCAACGCUCGUUCUCAUCCAUCGCCGCAUCCGUGCGGGAUCGCGAGCUCGACGCGCUCCUCAACGAUACUGGAGAGCCGCUGUCCACUCGCGCGGACAGGGUCAGGUUGCGAUACCGCGCGGGCGGGUAUACGCAGGGCAAGCCGGCUGGCUUCGCGAUUUCCGGGAGUAGCAAGGGCGAAGAAGGGGAGGAGAUGUCCGAAACCGUUGCGUUGACGGACGAGAUGGAAGCACGUUUCUGA